Molecule: messenger RNA, 1290 nt
Organism: [Candida] anglica
Lineage: Eukaryota; Fungi; Ascomycota; Pichiomycetes; Serinales; Debaryomycetaceae
Source: the annotation of a GenBank genome assembly
UAUAGCUUCACCACCACAUGUUUGAUCCGACCACCUACCCAUACUACAACCCAUCGGUAGACAGAAAAGUCGCGAUUGUGACUGGCGGGAACUCCGGGAUUGGGUUUUGUACUGUUUUACAUCUCUAUCUUCACGGUUACAUUGUUUACAUAGCCGGGCGCAGUAAGUCGAGAGUAACCAAGGCAAUUUCAGAAUUAAAGGAACAAGCGGCGGUAAAACAAGUUCAGUAUCUGCCACAAGAGGCUCGUGAACGUUACACGGGUGAGAUAUUUUUCCUCGAUAUUGAUCUUUUAGAUUUGAAUUCCGUCAUUCGUGCUGCUGAAAUCUUUAAAUCUUUAGAAACAACUCUUCAUAUUUUAGUCAAUAAUGCCGGAGUAAUGGCACUCCCAUUUUGUCUCACCAAGGAUGGAUUUGAAAUACAACUACAAACCAAUUAUAUUGCGCCAUUCUUGUUCACUACAAGAUUGCUCCCACUUCUUGAACGUACGGCUGAAACAAAGGGGAACUCAGUUAACCCACCCCGUAUUGUAUACCUCUCGUCAGUGGGACAUCACUUUGCAUUCCGUUACUUCCUGAUGAAUUCACACUUUAAUUACUAUCCAAACAUCAUCUUCACUUGGCUUCGUUAUGGAAUGGCAAAGACUGCCGCCAUUCAUUUCAUGAAAAUGUUGGCACUUCGAAACCCAUCAAUCUUGUGUGUCUCCGUACACCCAGGCUUUGUCAUGAACACAAACUUGUUUGCCUAUUGGACACGACUCCCGAUCAUUGGAAUCGUGUUUUGGUGUCUUUUCCAAAUCUUUGGCUACUUUUUCGGGGUCAGUAACGAACAAGGUGCUUUAGCAAGUUUACGUGGUUGUAUGGACCCAAGCUUGCUGGUGCAGCAUGAUAAUGGGAAAUAUUUUGCCACGGGUGGUGUUGAAGCUGAACCUUCUCGUGUAGCACGCAAUAUGGAUUAUGCCGCUCGUACAUGGAUUUGGACUUUGAAGGAAUUGAGUGAUCGUAAUAUCACCAUUUAAAGUCUAUAUUUCUGCUAGACAUAAACCUCUCCUUACUUGGGAGGUGAUUACAUCUCUCUUUGACUGGAUCAUUCUUCUGAAAAGACCCUCUUGCCCGGUCCUAUUUGGCAGAAAUUACAGUUCUGACUAUUAUUCGCUCGUCUGCUCUCCAGCAGAUCAUUUUUGCAAACCCUGGAAUGUUUACAUUUUCUUAUUUUGAAACGCCUUUACUUCAGUAUUUGCAAUGGGAACCAUGUUCAUAUAUUUAUUUCAUCUAUUGCUACCUAUAACUAAU